Molecule: messenger RNA, 2409 nt
Organism: Aspergillus fischeri NRRL 181
Lineage: Eukaryota; Fungi; Ascomycota; Eurotiomycetes; Eurotiales; Aspergillaceae
Exons: 1
Coding region: 1-2409 (802 amino acids)
Source: RefSeq, a predicted model, not a curated record
AUGGACUCCUCUACUACUGAACGAGCUGAGGGGGGCUCCUACAAUUUUACGGAGUGGCAAUGGCCACGAUUUCCUGUUGGAUCCACCUACAUCCCCAUUCGACCAACACCCCCAAGGAGCAAGACCAGAAACGCUCCUGCGCCUUGCCCACCGCUGCUCCUUCUCGACCACGCAGACACUCUCGUGUUCAUCGAUUCACCACCACGACCAUCGACCAGCUCUAUUUUACCUGCCUCAAGGGAAUAUAUACCCCACCGCGUACACAGCCAGAAGCUCUUGGAAACUGAUUCCUCUUUCUUCAAGAAGCUCUUCAAUCCGAGGACGCAGGCUCGGAUUGUCAAGCGCCGUGGACUCACUGGCGGACUUACAAACGAGCUCAAGUAUGUUAUAGAUCUGACUCCUCCGACAGAGGGGGAAGAGGCGGUCAUCACCAUCACGGAGCUUUCUUGCCCUCUUGGUAUCAGAACCUGGACCCGAUGUCAGAAUCGAUGGUGCCUCCCUGCCUCAUGCGUUGGGGGGCAGGACGAGGUUGAGGCGUUGGAUACAAAUACACACAAAGGCUUCGGCAGACCGCCGUCCCAUGAGUCGAGUAGUUCAGUUGCGCAGAAUCCUGAGACAGAUGAACGGGCUGGGAACCAUCAGGAAGGUGAGGUGGGAAACAAUGCUGCCAAAUCGCCCGAAGCUUCGGAUUCUAAGGCAGAACGCGAGAACCUUGAAUUACCGCUAGACUACUCUGCUUCUCGUCACCAUGCAGGCAUUGAACAGAUCUUGCAGGCUCUGGAAGAUUUCCAUCCUCAACUUGACACUCCUUGCAAGCUUUGGACCUUUUUCGCCCUGGCGAAGCUGUAUGAUAUCGCCACGACACCGAAGAUAUGCGACCUCAUUCUUUCCUGGUUUUACGAGUCCACCAACGUCCGAUUCAUUGAGAUCCACCCAGAGAUCAGCUAUCGGAUAGCUUGUGGAAUCCAGUGCACCUCCCUUUGUCGGGACACCUUCUCUAUCCUUGUAGGGGAGGAGGCCCUACUUCUGCUGGUUAACGGGGACGAACCAGCCCGCCUGGGGAGGCCUCAGGUGACAUGGCACGGACGCCUCCGUGAGUCGCUAGAUGACACAGAGCUCCAGCGUAUUGAGUACGCAAGUAAGAGCUUCCUGGAUCAUGUUAUAGAUCGUUUCGUUCACUUGAUGGGGGCUAGCAUGGCAUGGCUCCAUGGUUUAUCUGAGUUUCAGAAAGUUUACCAUUUCCAACCAAGAUCCUCACAAGAAGAGGAAGCCAAGUCUUGGCUUCUCACUGCUCUGAAAGACUUUGUGAGAUGUACCUUAUUGUCGCCACUAAGCGGCGGUUUUCCUGAAAGAGGGUACCAAGAAGUAUCCCUCAGCUCGCAGGACCAUGAGGGCUAUCCACCACCAGAUUUCGCGAACGCUUACAGAGACAUGUCGCCAGCAGAGCGCAUAAUUAGCAGGACAUUUUGGCACCGUCUAUCCAUUGAGAGUUUUAGCGGCCAGUGCCCUAUUCUCCCCGCAAAACAGCCUUCCGUCAUUCCCUCCCUUGCCAAGAGCAUUCCACAGUUCAGAGAGCAAGAAGACUGGCACACCAGUAGUAUAUUACGAAAAGGGUUGAUAAGCAGAGUCGUAGACUUCAAUGCUUUCUACAGAAGGCUAGGGCGGAGAGUCUUCGAUUUGAACACGGGACGGCCCCAAAUGACGGCAAACACCCCCACAUCGGGGUUCUCUAUAUCCAGCGCGGCCCAACUACAGAAUCUCCCGGGGAUUGAUUUGGUUCUACCGCGUGAGAUGAUAGAAUUUGACUUGGACAUCUUCUUCGCUCAGGUUCAAGCUUACGUAAAUGACUACGCCAAGCAGAUGAUCACCCCUCGGUCUUCAACCAUGUUCUACGAAUUGACUGAUACUCUGACAUGUCUCACGGAGAAUGAGUUCAAGUAUCUUCCCUUGUGGGCGGGUGGCAAUGAUGACGGAUCCGGAGGCGUCUUUACUGAUGAUAACGUGCCAUUACUUGAGACCGGGGGCUUCUCGACUCCGGGGCCAGCAAUCCAUACAGGUAGCACGGCCUCCUCGGUGAUGUCGCAUUCCACCAUCGCAGCCUCAGACAUUGAGACUACAGUCCAAGGUGCCUCCCACAGGGCCACGGAAAGUCAUCAGAGUGAUCUAAUGUCGAUUGAUACGGAUAUUGAACGGGACAGUGGAAGGAACAGCGACCGUGUAUCGUAUUCGUGGCAGAGUGCUGACGACGAUACCUCGAUCGACCUGAGCUCUGCCGAUGACGAGUUUGACUUUGAUUCCGCUAGUGACUCUACCGACACCGUUGUUAUGGGCUCUCCGAGUCAUAGUGACCUUCUGAGUGACUUUGAGGAGGUGCAUAUGGACGACAAUGAUUCUGGUUCACGUCACUGA